Molecule: messenger RNA, 3826 nt
Organism: Haliotis rubra (blacklip abalone)
Lineage: Eukaryota; Metazoa; Mollusca; Gastropoda; Lepetellida; Haliotidae
Exons: 4
Coding region: 278-2281 (667 amino acids)
Biological process (GO): tRNA wobble uridine modification
Cellular component (GO): cytoplasm; nucleus
Molecular function (GO): tRNA binding; S-adenosylmethionine-dependent methyltransferase activity
Source: RefSeq, a predicted model, not a curated record
GUGCGGACAAAGGUGUUUCUUGUCGGAGGGUAUAUCUCACCGAAAACAUCGUGAAGAUCAGUGAUGCAUUAGUCGGAUAGACUGUUCUUGCCUCGAGAAAGACAUGUUGUGACUGGGAAAGACAGAUGCGGGUUGUUUGCAUGGUAGGAUGAUGGGGAGUGACCGUGUCCUUUACAAGAGACAGAGCCAUGAUGGGGUGAGUUGCCACCAGGUGAGCUAGACCCUGGCCACAGACCACCCUCCUCAUCAGUUCCUCCUCCUUCUCAUCAUCCUCACCAUGGUCCAUACGAAGCUGCCACACGAGAUGGCCACCAGCAUGGAGAGGAUUCAUGUACAGGAAGUGUACGAGCAAAUUGCGCCACAUUUCGCUGACCUCAAACAGAAAGCCUGGCCGAAGGUGAAACACUUCCUGAAGAACCUUGAACCUGGAUCUCUGGUAGCUGAUGUUGGUUGUGGAAAUGGCCGCUAUUUAAGGAUCAACAGCUCCAUAUACAAAAUUGGGUCUGAUGUCUGUCAGCCCCUUGUGCAGCAUGCAAAUCGUCAAGGUCACGAGGUCAUAACUGCAGACAACCUUCACCUUCCAUACCGAGAUGGCAUUUUCGAUGCUGUUGUCUCAAUAGGAGUGAUUCAUCAUUUCUCUUCUCACAACAGACGUGUUCAAGCUUUAAAAGAGUUGACAAGAGUUCUCUCCCCUGGAGGCAAGCUGAUGGUGUAUGUUUGGGCCUUCGAACAGAAGCACAGAAGGUUUGAGAGCCAGGAUGUGUUGGUCCCCUGGCACAAACCCUGCCACCCCUCCCACCGCACAUACAGAGGGUCCAGCUCGGACAUUGACCACUCCAGUAACAGUUCCGUCAGUGACGAUGACACCUCCUCUCUCAGCAGCUUCACCCACUGCCAAGAUAGUCCCCCUGACGACCUGUCAGGAUUCUCAAACAGGAUCAAGUCCUUAGAGGAUUUCCGCCAGCCUUCAGACGAUGUUUUUGAAAUGGAGGAUGAGGGACGUCUGCAAUCAUCUCGAAGCGGAUGCUCCCUUGACCAACUCACCCUAGUCCAAGAGUGUCGUCGUCUUGAAGCCUGCCUGAAGGAAUUGUCAGAAAAACAGAUCUCAACAAGUGAACUUAACCUCUCAAAGGGCACUGUCCCCAUGUUGUUCAAUUACAGAACAAAGUCUCAUGCUGGAGUAGAGACAUCGGAUGCAGAAGCCACCUUUCAUCCUCCAAAGGACGUCAGUGAUUCAUUGUCUCCCUGUCAGUUUGACAGAGUGCCUUGUUAUUUGCCCUGCACUACAUCUAGGAGUGCCUCGGAGACACCAAAACGUCUUCAACUUGGUCACAUAGAUUCAGCAACCAAACAUAUCAGUCACAUAUCGAAAUACAACUGUAGCCAUCAUAUGACAGAACAUGCCAGCGUCAGACUAAAUAUUUUCCAGAAACUUCGACUCAGUUUUCAAGGCUUUAUGUCCAAGAAAGAUGAAAAAAACUGCCUUCAGGAUAGUUCAUCCGUAUGUCCUAAAUGUAGUUCUGAUCUCCCAGAGUUCUUUGCUGUUCGGGAAUUUCCCAUGAGCAGCCUCAGGCCUGAACAGCCAGAACAAAAUGGACAGGGUUACACUAGUCAAAAUGGUGUCAAGCUGAGGAUGAAGAGAAAUAUCUCUGAUAUGUCAGAGUGUAUGAAACUGACGAAAAAGGACAAACAGAAGGAAUGUUUCCUGAAAUCCCGAUCCCCAUCAGCAAGGUCACUGCCUCUGGAACUGGACUCUGCUGAUGCUACCCAUUCCUCCUCCUACAGCAGACCAAGGGUGAAGAGUUUAGGCAGUCAGCAUCAAGAGACUUGUGUAAAAACUUCUGACAAAAUCACCAAAAAAGGAUGUGAAAAGAUGAAACUGAAACUAAACGGGCUUCAGAAAGGACAGUCCCGAUCUCAAGGUGACUUGUUCCAGAUGAAGAUGAGGAAGAACAAGAAAUCUGAAGCUACUCUUGCCGCUGCACCUAGCCACAGCAUUGACUACAACGACCUGGAUCAGCCUGUUGCUUCUACUCAAGGCAGAGGCUCUUCCAGACAAGUCUCCGAGGGGACUUCUUCAGACAGCUGUCUGCCAUCGCCUGGCAGCUCCAGUCAGACACCCACCAACACAGACCUGUGUCGCUUCUAUCAUGUGUUCAAGGAGGGCGAGCUGGUGGAUAUUGUUAAGGACAACAUCGAAGAUCUACAUAUCAUUGACACCUACUUUGAUCAUGCCAACUGGUGCCUCGUAGCUGAGAAAGUUAAAAUAUGGAAGAUUUGAUCUCACUGUUUCUUAGAAGAACUGACGGUAGCUGAAGUAUUUAAACUGAACUUGCAUGAGACGAAAGUUUCAGUCUAGUGUAGACAGGUGUCGAUACUAGUCAGAGUCAAAUACAAAUCCCUUGAUAAAUCAACAUCAUGCAUUAAAGAACAACUGAAAUGUUGAUGUAUGCCUAUUUCAUGUAUACCAAGAGACAGAAGUUACUGUGAUCAUAUGAAUUCUUUGAUAAUUUUAAAUUAAUAACACUUACGGAGAUAAAUUAUUAAAGCACAUAAAUAUUUGCUCAGGAAGAAUUUCAAUUUUGAAACUUUAAUUUUCAAGUUUGACAAUUUUGUUAAUUUUGUUUUGAUUUACAGGAUUUUUAUAAAUCCAAUAUAAAAAAGAAUGUGAUGACAAAAACUUGUAGUUUGUAGUAGAUUAUAGUUUCAUUUACAUAUGUCCUGAUUGCCAUCAAUGUUGUAUUAGAAGACAUGUUGGUGUGAGUUCAUCGCUGCACAUGUUAAAACAGCCAAAUACACAUCUUAGAUGUGAUUAUUCUACAAUGGGAGAUCUCCAUGAGGGAAUGUCAAUUAUUCCUACAGUGUUUGUUAGGCAAGACUCCUCAAUAAUAAAUGAUUAAUUUAAAUGAGAAAUGCUCUAAAUUGAUUUGUUCUAAAACUAGAUCCAUACAGAAAUUUUAGCACUAAGACUUCAUAUCUCCGAUACUUUAAGAUAGACUUAAUAUGGUAAGAUAACUGAUAUUGCAUACUUUGUACAGAGUUAUGACAAUAGUAAUGCUAAAGUGAUAUAACAUUCAUACUUAAACACACACACACACACACACACUGCUUGUCAUUGUGCCACAAGGAUUUGUGUAAACCUGCAUAGAGGAUUAUAUUUGGCCCAAAUUCUACAGCACAUAAAUAAAAAAUUCUCUCUUUGAACUAAAAAUUUCCAAAUUUAUCACAAUUAAUGUCAAUAAGGACAUUAGAACAAAUAAAAUUUUGACCAAUAUCACGAUUUUCUCACAGUUUCUCACCCAAAGGCAAUUGGUUUGGAAUCUAUGGUAAAUUUAUGGGCUAAGAUAUUUGGGACUUCCAUACCUUAACAUAGACUAAAAACAGUAGAAGUACUAAGAUCGCUGUGUGCAAGGCGGCCCUCAUUCAGACUGUUACCUGUUACAGAAAGUGCGUUUCUGAUAGAAUCCACUGUACUCAAAGUACACAGGUUAUUGUGACAUGUUUGAUAUUAAAAACAUUCAUUAAAAAUAAUCUUCUGUGCACACGUCUGAGCUGUUGCUGUGCAUGAAUCUAUUUUUUCUCAUAGUUUGGUUAUUUGGGAAGUUUUAUGUACAUCUUGCAUGACUGGUGAAUACUGAUGAGAGGUAAUCAACCGGCUACUGUUUCAGUAGACGUACUUCGUAGCUGUAGGCAGGCAACAGCAUUGAAUAGAGAUCUGAAACAUGUUGAUAAUGUUUGACAGUCUGUACUGUAUAUCCUUGCCUACAUGAUGAAAUAGAGAUCUGAAACAUGUUGAUAGUGUUUGACAAUCUGCACUGAAUAUCCU